AUGCCAAACAACAUGGGAAGGUUAAAACAUCUUCAAAUAUUGACUGGUUUUUAUGUGGGAAGACACAAUUGGUCUAAUUUGAAGGAGUUAGGGAAACUCAUUUAUCUUCGAGGCAGUCUUGAGGUUUCAAAAUUAGAAAAUGUCAAUGAUCCAAUAGUUGCUAGGGAGGCCUGUAUGAAGGAUAAGAAGUACUUAUAUAAAUUGGGACUGCAAUGGAGUGGAAACAAUGAGGAUUCACAGAAUGAAAGGUUCACCUUGGAAGGUCUCCAGCCUCAUGUGAACUUGAAAGAGCUCACUAUUAGAAACUAUGGUGGCACAAGAUUUCCAGAUUGGUUUGAUGCUCCUUAUUUGCCUAAUUUAGUAUCUCUUGUGUUGCGGGCAUGUAAAUAUUGUUUUUGUUUGGCGUCACUUGGGCAACUACCCUCUCUCAGGUCGGUUGAUAUUUCUAAAUUAGAGGGAAUAAAGGAGAUUGGGUUAGAGUUUUAUGGGAAUAAUAAUUUGUCAUGGGCUCCAUUCCCAUCUCUUGUAAAUUUGUUUAUUGCUGAAAUGAUGGAAUGGGAAGAAUGGAUGCAUUUUGAAGGUGAAUGCUUCCCCUGCCUUAAAGAGAUUGUUCUACGAUAUUGUCCCAGGUUAAGAAAGUCACUUCCUCCACACCUGCCAUGUUUAGAAAAGCUAGAGAUUGAACAAUGUGGAGAUUUGGAGCUUGAAUCAUUCCCUACCAAAGCAUUCUCUACUCCUAAACUUGAAUCCAUCCAUCUUUCUGGCUUGACCCAUCUGAAGUCACUUCAUGAAGACAUGCGUACACUUCUUCCUUAUGUCCAUUCUCUAUCACUGUUUUGCUGCCCACAGCUGCACUUAGUUCCUCUGAAAGGAUUGCCUCUGAGCAUUGUCCAAAUUUCAAUCCAUAAUUGUCCCAAACUUUUUGCUUCUCGCAUCAACUGGGGCUUGAGUAGACUUCAUUCUCUCCAAAAGUUCUCUAUUGGUGGAAGUUUUGAAAAUGUGGAGUCUUUCCCAGAAGAGGGAUUGCUGCCACCCAAUCUCAAAGUUCUUAGAUUUGAAGGAUGUUCAGAUUUGGUCAAACUAAAUAGCAGUGGCUUUCUCCCUCUCACAUCUCUUCAAUGCCUAAAUCUCCAAUGCUUGCCAGAGGAAAGUUUAUCGAGGUCGCUUUCCCAUUUAUUUAUUAAUGGGAAUUGUCCAUUUUUGAGACAACGGUACCAAAAGAAUGGACAAGAGUGGCAUAAAAUUUCGCACAUCCCUUGGCUUUGUAUUAGCUAA
This is a messenger RNA of Neltuma alba, 1275 nucleotides long. Its product is annotated as putative disease resistance protein At3g14460. Lineage: Eukaryota; Viridiplantae; Streptophyta; Magnoliopsida; Fabales; Fabaceae. The record is from RefSeq and is a predicted model, not a curated record. The transcript has a single exon. Bases 1 to 1275 code for a protein of 424 amino acids.